Messenger RNA from Bemisia tabaci, 3080 nucleotides. RefSeq lists its product as uncharacterized. The record is from RefSeq and is a predicted model, not a curated record. NCBI's taxonomy places the organism in Eukaryota, Metazoa, Arthropoda, Insecta, Hemiptera, Aleyrodidae.
GUAAACUUUGCGUGUGUGUGAGUUAUACUCACUGUUUCCAUUGAGACUCCUCCGUCUGUGUACACACAUCAGAGCGGCCCCACUUAAAAAAUAAUGUGAAGUACAUUGAGGCAAAAUCAACAUCGCCGUGAGAGAGAUAAGAGGAUCAACGAAAAUUGAGAUAAUUUAGAAAUAUCUCAGUGCUGCGUUCCAAUGAGUGUAAUCUUUGACUUUUUUGUCCCGCUGAUCCCGCUGUAGGUAAUCUGUGAAAGUUUCAGUUAAACCGUUCUCUUCAUUUUCACAAAUCCGGAUUCAAAAAUUAGUGGUGAAAAAAUAGUGAAAACGUGUUAAAACUCUUUUGUGACAAAGUAUUCUACGUAGCCACAAUUCAUCGUAUGAACGGAUGUGAAUAUUCCAGUAGUGCGAGUUUCUUUGUGCUCAAACAACUGUCAUUGACUACCCAAGCGAUUGAAAAACUUAACAUUUCAAAUUUGAUCUUCGUUAUUUUUGAGACUAAUUUAAACAUUUUUUGAGGGAAGUAUUAACUGCCAUCAUUCGCUUCAGUGUGUACCGUAUUUAUACAACUGACUCUCAAAAAACAGACGUGGUAAUGAAGGACUCUACUUCGUUUGCUCAUUAAAGUAUAAAUAUUAAUCGACAAAGUAUAUGUAUUGCCAUGAUCUUCAAGAUUCGGACGAGGUCUCAUUGAUAAUCUCAAAAAUUUUAGAAAGAUUGUUUAUAAUCAGAGCCACAUACAUAUUUUGCUUUCCAAAAUAAACGACUACUUUUUGCCGUGAAGAAAAUCACCAGUUUCUUCUAUUGAGAAUAUUAACAUUUUUAGCCUUAAAGUUCAAUUUACGAUUCCGACGACUUUCAUUGUGACACAUAUCCAAUUUUGUCUAUUGCCAUAUCUUAUAUGAAUCAAAACAUGUCCGUGUUGGAGAAAUUGACUUCAGAAAUAUUUCCAAAACUGGCAGCAGAGGGAAAAUUUGGUCGCAACAUUCUUAGGUUUGUAAAAUUCAAACCUGAUGAAAAGUUUCAGGCAGUAGAUCAUUUUGCGUCAAGUAUCUACUUUGGUGAUGUAAUAUUGGCAACUAAGAACAGAAAAUACGUGGCUCAAAGUGUUGUGAUCAAGGCUCAAACCGGUGGUAAGCUCAACGAAAUAGCAGAUAAGCUCUCGUAUAACCUCCAGCUUUACAACGAGGUCUUAUUCUACACCGAAAUCCUACCUCUGCUCAGGAGGUGCGACCCUGACGACACGGUUACAAAAUUAUUCCCAAAAUGUUUUUACGCUCAUGCGGUGAAAGAUGAUCCGGGCAGCGGUAUCCUGGUUUUUGAGAACUUACAAAAACAGGGUUUCAGACUGUCACCGUGGAAAACCUUCAACGACUUCAAACACAUCGAGCUCACCCUCACGUGGCUCGGUAAGUUCCACGCUUUGUCUCUGGUGUGCAAGAAAAACUACCCUGAAAAAUUCAGGAGCGUCAUCAAUAAAAUAUUAGAGCCUCAUUGGACCGAAAAGAGACUCAAGAACCCUGAUGAUUUCUUCAAGGAAAACUGCAAGCGCGGAAUUCUGCCUCUGAGAGAUGACCCGAACUACAACCACAAGGUAGACGAUUUGCUGGCCCUCGUGGAGAAUGUUGACCCGGCUGUCGCUAAAAUGAUCUCCCCGAUCGAGCCCUCAGCCGUGAUCACUCACGGGGAUUUCAACAGGAACAACAUUUUCUACAAGUACGACUCUAAUAACGAGCCUUGUGAAGUUAAGUUUAUCGACUGGGUCACCAUACGCUACGCAUCACCGGUUAUAGAUCUCACAUACUACUUGUUCAUUAACUCCUCUCCGGCGGUCCAGGCCGAACAUUGGGUCGACAUCCUGACGAUCUACCACUCGGCGGUAACGUCCAACCCCUAUCUCGACCCUGAAUUCAAACUGUGCUUCAUCGAGCUUCAGAUAGAUAUACGACGGCGGGGCUUCUUCGGGUACGUUUGGGCGAGUUGGUAUCUGCCGAUGAUGAUGUCGCUCGAAUCGGAAGCGAAUGACGAUUGGUUCAAGUUGACGGUGGACGAACUCAUCAAGUGCCGACUUGCUGCUGGAGGUGAGAAGGCAACUAUGCUAGUUACACAACUUGUUAGACACAUGAUAGACCUGAACUUUGAUUUUAAGUACGUUUUCGAAUCGGAAGUGAAUAAAAUUGAGCCUCUGAAGAUACUGAGGGCCCUGAACCUAGUCUGACCGAUUUGGGAUGGAAGUAAGGAAUAGAAAUAGGGCCUUACUUGAAUGGCAUGGAGAGGUUUGGAAAAGCAGAUAGAUGUGCGAUAACUUAGGACUCCUUCAUCAUCUAGCACGUUUUCUGUCUAUCUAUCUAUCUAUCUAUCUAUCUAUUUAUCUAUCUAUCUAUCUAUCUAUCUAUCUCCUCAUCUAUUAUCUUCUUUGACUUUCCCAAAUUCUUUUUCUUUUUCUUCUAUUUUCACACUUUUUUCUUUCUCCGUCUUCUUAAAAAUCCUUAACUUUCGCACAUGUAUUUGUUUCCAAAACUCCCCAUUAAGGUAUGCAUAUGUAUGGAAUGUAUAACCCUAAUACUAAAACUAAUACUAAAAUAUUGGGGGGCAUACUUACAUGGAGGUAGUGCUAAGUAGUUUCAUCCGACUGUGGCGAGCUUUUACGGGUUUAGAAGUCCCGACUUUGUUAGACAGGGGGGAUUGAAUUGGAGGGAAAAGGUAGGUACAUGAAGGUACGUUGAAAAAUGAAGAGGUGCGUGAGAGUAGGAGGGGUUGCAUUGUCACAAACUUUCAUUUAAGAAUGAAUUUAUUUGCUCGUGGAACAUUUGCAAAUUAAAAUAUUCCGAUUGGACACCUUUGCUCAUUUUUUUUAAAUUUUUCUUUAAAAUUUGUGUGGUAUAACAUCCACUUGUUAUAAACAGAAGUCAGGUGGAUCCAUGAAACUUUCCAAUUUAGUUAAGUAUCUCUGACCCUCGGCCCCUAUUUAGUUGUACAAAUUGAUUAAUUAAGCAUUAUUUUCUUUUACUUGAUGUUUUUUUUACAUUAGUGUUUUAAGUUUACAUUUUAUAAAGAUCUAGGAAUAAAUCUACAUGUUUCCUCAA